Eleginops maclovinus (Patagonian blennie) is the source of this 3875-nucleotide messenger RNA. RefSeq names its product F-BAR and double SH3 domains protein 1-like. Bases 49 to 2139 code for a protein of 696 amino acids. Gene Ontology annotation, biological process: neuromuscular synaptic transmission; regulation of actin filament polymerization. Gene Ontology annotation, cellular component: recycling endosome; neuromuscular junction. The record is from RefSeq and is a predicted model, not a curated record. The transcript has 21 exons. NCBI's taxonomy places the organism in Eukaryota, Metazoa, Chordata, Actinopteri, Perciformes, Eleginopidae. Gene Ontology annotation, molecular function: protein binding.
AGGAAGCAACAGAGCGGUAGCCUAUCGACAGAGGAAAUAACGGACACUAUGCAGCCUCCACCAAGGAAGGUCAAGGAGAGUCAGCAGGUGAAGCUGGUGUUUUCAGAACAGCUGAGCAAACUGCAGAGCAAACAACAUCAGGACACUGAGCUUCUGGAAGAGAUCAGGACCUUCAGCAAGCAGCGAGCAGCUAUGGAGAAAGAGUACGGUCAGGCUCUUCAGAGGUUGGCUGUCCAGUACCAGAAAAGAGACUGGCAAAGAGGAAACACAGAUGCCAUCGCCUCUGGGAGUGUGUUUGGUGUGUGGCGAUCGGUGGUAGAUGCUACAGCUCAGUCUGCUGCAUCGCGACUAGCCGCUGCAGAGGAAUACCGCCGCCUGAUUGGACAAGUCUCCAACAGUCUUCGCAAUGCAAAGGACAUCCGAGCUAAGAGAGGUCUGGAGCGGCUGCAGAGGGUCCAGGGGGAGGUGGUGGAUGCUCUGAGGGAGCUGCAGCGGAUCAAGAAGAGCUACCACCAGCUCAGCCACAUCGCCAACGUAGCCAAAGAGAAGUCAGCUGAUGCACAGACCAGGGCCAGAAAAAGUGAGCAUGGGAUCUUCUACUUUAAGACAGGACUACAAAAGAUGACUGCUAAGCUCAACGCCAGUUUGAGGGAGUGUGACGAUCGCUUGACGGAAGCUCGUAACGAGUAUCUGCUGGCUUUAUCAGCCGUCAACGGCCAUCACCAACACUACUAUACUCACGACUUACCCCACAUAAUGGAGCAAAUGGACGGUGAUGUUUAUGAUAAUUUUAGAGGCCACUUCGCCCUGCUGUGUGGGACAGAGAUGGACACUUGUCUCAGAACACACAAACAGUUCAGCACCAUAUGGGACAGUGUGGCCAAGGUGACCAGAGAGAGAAAUGUUCUGCAGUUCCUUCAGGAGUCUGUUUCCUUCAGCAAAACCCCUGAAUUCACCUUCCAGCCCGCUCCAGGUGACAAGGUGUCUGCUCUGCAGGAGCUCAGCGCUGCAGAAGCAGAGGGCUGCCUGGUGAAGGAGGCCAAGAAGUGGGCUACCAAAGCUGCCAAAGACUACAAGAUCAUCAAACACGGAGAGAGAGCUCUGCAGACGUUAGCAAGCCGGUUGAAGCUCUUAUCUGGGGACACGUGCCUCAGUGUGGAGCAGAAGAUAGCAGAGGUGCAAGACAGUGUGAGGAAAGCCAAGCUCAGCAGGCUGAAGGCAGAGGCUCGUCUGGCUCUGCUGUCAGACUGCGUCACCGGAAUCGAGCUGUGGUUUCACAACGCCAUGACCCAGGCAGAGGAGGAGCUGGAGAGGGAGAGACACCUCAGUGAACAGAGGAAGUCUACUGAGGACUUUUCGGAGGAUGAGUUUGAGCUGACUGACUUUGAGGACUAUGAUGAUGAGAAUGGAGACAUCUUUGCAGAUCCAGUGUCAGCCUCUGGAGUGUGUAUCUACCCUCUAGCCUGCAGAGUUAUCUACAGCUAUCAGGCUAGCCAACUCGAUGAGCUGUCAAUCACCGAAGGGGAGGAGCUUCAAGUGGUUGAGGAUGGAGACAUGGAGGACUGGCUGAAGGUGUGUAAUUCGUGUGGUCAGGUGGGGUAUGUUCCUGAGCGCUAUGUGCAGUUCCUCUGUCUACCAGCAGAGAGCGCCUCUCACCUCAAGAAUUCUUUCAGCUCCACCUUAUCCACCGGGACCAAAGAGAGGGCAGGGAUCAGAGGUGUAGCCAGAGCUCUGUACUCCUACCAGGCCCAGAGUGCAGAGGAGCUGUCCUUCCAGGAGGGGGCGCUGAUUCGCCUGAUCCGCUGCCGACACGCAGAGGUAGACGAUGGUUUUUGGGAGGGAGAGCUGAACGGGCGGAUCGGGGUUUUCCCAUCGUUGGUGGUUGAGCUGCUCCAGGAUGAAGGAGAGGAGGAGGAUAAGGAGGAGGAGUCUCUCCUCACCCCAACCAUGCCUCCCUUAUCUCCCUCCACCCCGAGCCCUACUCACCCUGACUGUAGCUCAGUCCUUAGUGCUACUCCUCCUAACUGUGUGGAGGUCAAACAGCAGCUCUUCACAGACAACACAGCAGUGUGUCUUUUGUCCCAUCAGAGCCCGCAGGCAGCCGCCACAGCUCUCCAGACUUCUCCAGUGGCCGGCUAAGACCAUGUCGGGCGCCUCCUCCUCCUCCAACACACAAGCCUUCUCCUCAGCCCUGAGACAACCAGUGUUCACAGGAAUACAGGACGGGUGAAGACCAGGAGAAAUCUGUAUUGUCACUUUGAUUGUAGCAUUUAACAAAACACGUUUGUAUAUGUUAGUAUUUAUCAGUGGUAUGGAACUUAAAGGGCGUGUCACCCAGAGGUGGGAGAAGUACUGAGAUCUUGUUCUUGAGUAGAAAGUAGAAGUACUCAGAUCCUGUACUUGAGUAAUAGUAGAAGUACCAGAGAGUAGGAAUACUCUGUCACAGUAAAAGUCCUGCAUAACUCCAACAUUUAAGUAUGAUUAUUUUUACUUUUCCAAAUUUGCCUAUUUUGUAAUUGGCAAGAAAAAUAAAUGAAUAUGAAUUCACUUGUGAAAGGUCCAGGGGUCUGUAGCAUAGCCUUAUGCAUCUUGAAAAAGGGAAGUUCUAACUUUUUUUAUUCAACAGUAUUUUAUUUUGCUAAUGUUUCUGAAUAGUGCAAUAAUAGUACAGUUCUGAACCAUUUUGUUCUUUGCAACAUCAUUUUCAAUAUCUGUUUUGUACUGGUUUUUAUCAUAAAGUAUUAAAUUAAAGGUCCCUUAUUAUGCAAAAUGCACAAAAAAUGUUGAUGUCUUUUAUACAUAAAUAUGUGUCCCCGGUGUGUGAGGAGACUCACAAAGUGUCAGAAAUACAACCCUCUCUCUUUUCCUCCUUACCCACCUCUCUAAAAACGGGGGUACAAACGAGCUGAUCCAGAUUUGCUGCAGAUAUGACGUCAUAACCGAAAUGUGGGCUGGCUUUACAUUAACCUCCUGGCAAUGUCCCCCCCACGUGACACGUCCCAACCUAUCGUCUGCCAUAUACAGUCGCGAGCUGAAUCCCCUCCGCAGCUGUGUGUCUGUGUUCAGCAGGAUGUCUGCAGGUUGUUGUAUAUAUGAUACAUAUAAUGUCUCUGUUCUAGUGGUAAACAUUGAGAAGUGUUUCAGAAAUAAUGCUGGAUGUGGUUUGGAACAUAAUAUGGGCAGGGAAGCCGCUUGCCAACAGGCAAGGCAGGCAACUGCUUGGGGCCCCAGACCAGUAGGGGGCCCCCGAGGGCCGACACAACUUUAAACGACAAAAAAAAAUACUAAAUAACUAAAUGCUGCUAGUUUAGCCUUAACUGUGGUUGAGAGACACUUGAAUUACGUGACUUCCACUCACAUCAAAUUAUUGCUUUUGUUUACUUUGACGUUUACUACUUAGUUAAUUUAGCUAGCAGAACAAUAUCUGCUCUGCUGGCCGUGAUAUUACUGAGUCGAGUGCGAGCGGCCGGGUCGGGCCACCGCAAUUGACUUGUUAGCUUAGUUUAGCUAGCCGGCUGAAAGAAUGUAGAUGCUAGUAAUUACAGUAUUAACACUUCAUAACCUGUUCAUAACCAGUCAACUUGGUAUUAUUACUGAAAUAAAUAUGGUCUCUGCCAUUUCUAGAGUAACGUUUUACCUGUAGUUGUAUAGGACACCAGUAAUGGAGUGAUUUGGAGGGGGAAAUCAGCUAACUUUGUAGCCAAGUUAACUGAUGAAGCUGUGUCUGACUGAGCACUGUCAAGCUAUGAAUGUUAAAUUGUGACAUUUAGAUGCAAGACAUUUGGACAAAUGUAAUUUUACAAGUGUAAGAGACUGUAUUUUGUACUUUUUGUAUGUAUAUUUUAAAGUUAUUAAAUAUGUUCAUUGCCCCUGAA